Messenger RNA from Trypanosoma cruzi, 1343 nucleotides. RefSeq lists its product as uncharacterized. Gene Ontology annotation, biological process: intraciliary transport involved in cilium assembly. The record is from RefSeq and is a predicted model, not a curated record. The transcript has a single exon. The annotation marks the transcript as partial. Lineage: Eukaryota; Euglenozoa; Kinetoplastea; Trypanosomatida; Trypanosomatidae.
AUGCAUGUAUAUAAAUAUAUGUUUGCCAUGCGUAUGGAUAAGCGGCUUUUUAUCUGUUGUUUGCUACUGCUGCCGGUUUUGCUUUUUUUAAAAAAUUUUCUUGCCAGUAUUGCCUUGGGUUGGGCCGGGGAAGUGGUGUUGGCCAUUGUGGACGCAGAGGAGGCAUUGGGCUCGCGUUUUGAGCUCCCUGAGACGAUGGAAACGGCUCCACGUGCAACAGGUGGAGCGGCGAGUAGUAGCGUGUGCUCUGACCUUCGCGAGCUCAACGAGGCGAAGGUGGCCAACAUUCUCUCCUACCUCGACGAGGCCGUCGCGACACGGCCGCAGUUAGCUGCGCCCUUCGCCCAAAAUGAUGAAAUGUUGCCCGAGUCGUAUGUCUCUGAGGGCAUUCCGCUCUCUUCAUCGGCGGCACCCAACCGCUUGUUGCUCAAUAAACCACCGCUUGCCGCACCGCCACCUCAAUUAACACAACGUCAACAACAACAACAACAACAACAACAACAAAUGUCUUCGAGUGCUUCCGCUUCUUGUCUCACUUCUUAUGUGAUUGGUGGAACUCUUGAUCCUUACGUUGGUGUAUACCAUGGCAUCAAGUCCAAGAUAGAGGCGCUGCGGUUCAGCAAUGAUGAACUUCGAGCGGAGAAUGAGGAGCUGAAGGCGCGACUAAGUACGGCUCGCCAACGGGAGACGGAACAUGUGGAGAAGUUGCAGGCUGCCGCUCGUAGCGAAGUGGACUCGUUGCGCAAAGGAUUUCAGGAGUCCGAGAAGGAACAUAACCGGGUGACACAAUUACUGCAGCGGGAAAAGGCUCAGCUCACGAAAGCGGUAGAGUCGCUUACAACGCAGCUGCGGCAGGAAAUGUCAAGACGAGAGGAGGAGGUGGCAAAAUUAGAGUCGGCCAACGCAGCUGCUAUUGCUCAACUGAAGACCAGGUGGCAGGCGCAGGAAAAGGCUGCCCGUGAAAAGUGGAAGAUCUCAGAGGCCAAACGUAUCAAGGAGAGCACGUUGCAGUCGCUGGAGCCCGACAUUGUGCUCCUGCUGAACCGACACAAGGCUGAGAAGGCACGGCUGCGGGAGGAAUUUGAGAAUGAACUCCGUCAGAGGGACGAAGUCAUUGCGUUGAAGGAGGCGGAAGUGGAGGAAGUAAAGGCAAAAUUGGCGCGUGAUGCCGAGGCGAUGAUGACGCGCGAGCAGAAGGAGUUCCGUGACCGCCUCAGGGAGGAGAUAGAGCGGGUGAAUCGCCAGCUGGAGGAUGAGCGCCGUGUAGCCAGACAGAAAACUGAGAACACAGAGGCGUUUUUUGAGGAGCAGAAAAGUGUCAUGCAGCGUGAGAUUUCGCGUCU